This is a messenger RNA of Cuscuta campestris, 2671 nucleotides long. The record is from the annotation of a GenBank genome assembly. NCBI's taxonomy places the organism in Eukaryota, Viridiplantae, Streptophyta, Magnoliopsida, Solanales, Convolvulaceae.
CGAGUCAUACUCCUAGUCCCAGCGGGACUCGAAAAUGGAGGAGAAGAAGAUGAAGAGGUAGUUUGAAUGCAAACCAGUUCCAUAUGAAACUUUUCGCCGGCAGUAUUAUUUCUUACUCGUAGAUCACACCCUACCUCCUCCUUCGAGAAGAUGUCUUCAGGCAUCCUGAGUACCGGCGGGGGUGACGCGCCGCCUCAGCCGUCGCCACCGGCAGCUUCAACCGGCGGGGAGUUCCUUCUCCAAUUGCUUCAGAAACCUGCCAGUCGCCCUUCAGGUGGUCCUAGACCCGGCCAUGCGCCUACCCACGAUCCGGCUGUUGCCAGAGUGGGGCCAACUCUUCCGUCACCGCCACCUUAUCGGAAUCCGCCCAACGGCCACGGUUACCAUACCUCUUCAUCCUGGCAGCACUCUCCACCUCCGUACGCCUCGCCCUUUUUUGCUCCCCACGAUUUCUUCGCUCAUGGGUUUCCCCAAAACCCUAACCCUAAUUUAUCCCCCGGCCCCAGUGUCUUCAAUCAAACCUCGCGUCAGCACAUUUCCCAACCAGGUCAUGGUUCGAAUUCCCAGCCUCAUUCUUCUCAUCAGCUCGAGCAAAAUCUCUUCUUUGGGUCUUUGCCCAUGGGCCUGCCUAGUAAUGCGGGCUUGCGAAACGGAGGUCUGAAUGAAAGGGCAACACGAGACUCUGAAAUUAGGAGCCACAUUCACACUGAGAGAACAUCUACUACCAGACAAGCUGGUAGGUUGAAUGGUUUAGAGACCCAGUUUAAUAAUUCGCCUCUACAAAACCGAUACAAUCAAGAGAGUUCGGCUGGCUUAAGUAUUCACGAGCAGGGGAAGCAUGGUGGUGGUGCUCGGCAUUGGGGAGAGAAUAAUAGUGGGCGGGCACCCCCAAUGGUCUUUGCUAACCAGUUAAGGAAUGUAGGAAAUGCGGGACAUGGUAAUGAGUUGAGAUACUUUGAACAUGGUGUGGAUAAGGGGAAGAGCCAUCACAAUGUUGUGAAUCAAAGGCUCAUUGAUCGAUCUGGUCCAUCCCCAGGAAGCAAUAUGCGGGCUGUUUCAACUUUUGAUUUUGAGGAAUCACGUGGUGGCGAUGGCCCAAGUACUGGAGAAUCCAGAAAUAUGGUGAAGGGUGAUAUGAGGACAGCUAAGGAUGAAAGUCAGAGUUUAGAAGAUUUACAAGAACAGCUCUUGAGUUCUCUUGGGAUUGAAGAUGGAUCGGACGCGCGAAAAGAUAAGAAUAAGCGAUAUGGAUCUCGUGAAAAGGACAACAACAGAUCUGAUGAUAGAGGAAAAUGGCUCCUUGGUCAGCAGAAGAGGAUAAUGAAAAGUCUGGUAGAAUGCCGUAGUGAUAUACAAUGGUAUGAUGGUCAUUUCCUCAAUAUUUAUCAGUCUCUGAUACCGUCUGAAGAAGAAAAAGCAAAGCAAGAUCAGUUAAUGACACUGUUAAAGAAUAUUGUUGCUAAAGAAUGGCCUGAUGCUCAGCUGUAUCCUUAUGGAUCAUGCUCCAAUUCAUUUGGGUUUUCAAAAAGUGACAUUGAUAUUUGCCUUGCAAUUGGUGACAAUGAUAUCAAUAAAUCAGACAUCUUAUUAAGGUUGGCUGAGCUAUUGAAGGAUGAAAAGCUCGAAAAUGUGCAGGCAUUGACACAUGCCAGGGUGCCCAUUGUCAAGCUCAUGGAUCCCGAAACUGGUAUAUCUUGUGACAUUUGUGUGAACAAUUUGCUGGCUGUUGAGAAUACGAAGCUGCUUUGGGACUAUUCACGGAUAGAUGCACGAUUGAGGCAAUUGGUUUUUAUUGUUAAACACUGGGCUAAAUCAAGAGGAGUGAAUGAGACCUAUCGUGGGACACUAUCUAGCUAUGCGUAUGUUUUGAUGUGCAUUCAUUUGUUGCAGCAGCGUAGGCCUGCCAUUCUCCCCUGCCUGCAGGGAAUGAAAGUUACAUACUACAAUGCUGUUGAUAAUGUGGAAUGUGCUUACUUUGAUAAAGUGGAGGAGCUUAUAGGCUUUGGAGCCGGUAAUCGAGAAAGUCUUGCUCAUUUAGUACGGGCAUUCUUCACCUAUUGGGCAUAUUGUCAUGACUACGCAAAUGAUGUCAUAUCUGUACGCACGGGGCGAAUACUGAGCAAGCGAACCAAGGACUGGACUAGAAGGGUAGGGAACGAUCGGCAUUUGAUAUGCAUAGAAGAUCCAUUUGAGGUGUCCCAUGAUCUGGGUCGAGUGGUAGACAAGUUCAGCAUAAGAGUCCUAAGAGAGGAGUUUGAACGUGCCGCGGAAAUAAUGCAGCACGAUCCAAAUCCCUGUGUGAAGCUCUUUGAACCCUAUGUUCCAAGCUGAACCACCACCACCAUUGCCACCACCACCGCCACCACCACCACCACCACCCUGUGUGGCAGCCAAAAGAGAGUGAGAUCCGGAGUGCGGUUCUGCUGUAAAUUAAUUGAUUGCCAAGUCUAGUUUCUUCCUGCUGUUUGCCGUAAUAAUGUUCAUAGGUUUUUGCGUGUAUUUAUUUUUCUAAGUUGCCAUCCGUCCGGCUCGGGAGAUAGAUAAAGCUGGAUGGAGAAUGUAUUUGAAUUAAAUGCUCAGUGUUUUAUUAUCCCAUUUUCGUUGGUCUUGUUUUACUCUUUCUUGCAAAACUUGUUAUGCUUCCUUUUUUUCGUUCGACUCAGAAAAAUAU